This is a messenger RNA of Alexandromys fortis (reed vole), 7315 nucleotides long. It is a transcript of the gene Cracr2a, whose product is annotated as calcium release activated channel regulator 2A. Gene Ontology annotation, biological process: vesicle-mediated transport. The coding region runs from base 516 to 2684 and encodes 722 amino acids. Gene Ontology annotation, cellular component: trans-Golgi network membrane. Lineage: Eukaryota; Metazoa; Chordata; Mammalia; Rodentia; Cricetidae. The record is from RefSeq and is a predicted model, not a curated record. The transcript is spliced from 20 exons. Gene Ontology annotation, molecular function: calcium ion binding; GTP binding; GTPase activity.
UGGGACCCCACAAACCAGGGUAGAUAGUGGAACUCUCGGAGGGGGGUGCUGCUGGAGCUGGACCGGACGCGCAGCGGGGUGGAGGGCGGGGACAGUGGAACAGGUCGGGCUGGCCGUGCGAAUUCCUGACAACUAGGAACCCAGAAGACAGGGGACAGCUCGGACAGCUGCACUGGACUUCCCAGGAGAAGAUUCUAGAGUCGGAAAGGUUAAGCAGUUUGUCCAAGGUCCGUGGAGCCAGGGAUCUGAGACCAGAAGAGGACCCACUCCAGGAACCAGGCUGCACACCAACCUCAGCUGCCCUUUGGGAGGCUGACACCGAGCCACCAGCUGCUUCUCAAGGCCGGACAGUGGGGAAGUGCCACUUUUCCUCCAUGAGCUCAGCCUGGGCCUCUGCUGGAUGCUCGACUCUGCCACAUCUUCCCCAGGACAGUGUCUCUGAAGGACUGUGGGAUUCAGAAGGAGCUCCGGAAGAGUCCAGGUUCUGAAAAUCCACAAGGAAAUCCACAGGUCUGAUGGCCACCCCCAAGGGGAGGGCAGACUCCAGCUCCCAGAUGUCAGGCCAUGGGUGGCAGGAACGUGGAGCCUGCCUGGAGCAGAUGGACCGCGCAGAGAGGUUGGAGGUGGAGGAGCAGAUGCCAGUCCAGAGUGUCAUGCGGAGGAAGGCACAGGAAUUCUUCCAGACAUGUGACGCCGAGGGUAAGGGCUUCAUCGCCAGGACGGACAUGCAGAGGCUACAUCAGGAGCUACCCCUAAGUCUGGAAGAGCUGGAGCACGUGUUUGAUGCCCUGGAUGCUGACGGCAAUGGCUUUCUAACCCCAGAGGAGUUCACCACUGGAUUCAGUCACUUCUUCUUCAGUCAAAAUACCCAAAGUGAGGAGGAAGGUGACAAGCAGAUGGAGAAGGUAUAUCAGUCUAGAGGUGAGGAUGUGGAAGGCAUGGACCACGAUGAGGAAGCACAGUUCCAGAUGCUGAUGGAUAGACUUGGAGCCCAGAAGGUUUUGGAAGAUGAAAGUGACGUCAGGCAACUGUGGCUGCAGCUGAAGAAGGAUGAACCUCACCUGCUGGCCAACUUCGAAGACCUCCUCACCACGAUCUUUGCUCAGCUCCAGGAAGCCAAUGAGCAGAAGACUGAACUGGAGUAUACCCUCAGAAAGAAAAUCGCAGCUUAUGAUGAAGAAAUCCAGCAUCUCUAUGAGGAGAUGGAGCAGCAGAUCAAAAGCGAACGGGAGCAGUUCCUCCUAAAAGACACAGAGAGGUUUCAAGCCCGCAGUCGGGAGCUGGAAAAGAAGCUGAGCGCCAAGGAGCAGGAGCUGGAGCGUCUCAUCCAGAAGCAGAGCAGGCUGGAAGGCCAGUGCACAGCUCUCCACAAUGACAAACAUGAAACCAAGGCUGAGAACACCAAGCUGAGACUCACUAACCAGGAGCUGGCCCGCGAGUUGGAGCGCACCUCGCGAGAACUCCAGGAGGCGCAGCAGCAGCUGGAGAGCCUGCAGAGAGAGGCCUGUGAGCUGCAGCAGGAGAAAGAGAUGGAAGUGUACCGAGUGACAGAGAGUCUGCAGCGGGAGAAGUCAGGCCUCCUGAAGCAGCUGGAUUUCCUAAGGGAAAGGAACAAGCAUCUCCGGGACGAACGGGAUAUAAGUUUUCAGAAAGAUAAGGCGGCCAAGGCAAACACAGCUGUUUCCAAGGCAAGCAGGAAGCAGAGAUCUGGCUCUGUGAUCGGCAAAUAUGUGGACAGCAGGGAACUUCUCGGGAGCCAGUCAGUGGAGGAGGAUGAGGCCUUCGGCAUCCUGAGGAGGAGGAGUUCUGUGGGCCUGAGUGCCUAUCUCCUGGCAGAGGAGGAGUCUGGAACUGGGGAGCCAGGGACUGGGGUUCCACGUCGCCAUGCACUCCGCAGAAUCAUCUCCAUUGAGGAAGACCCCCUGCCUCAGCUCCUGGAAGGUGGCUUUGAGAAGCCACUGAGCAAAUGCCCAGAAGAAGAGGAGGUCUUUGACCAGGGGGCAGAAGGGCGAAGUGUGACAGCCCCCGCCUUGGAACUCAUCCCUACGUCUCCCCGAGGGCAGCCUGUCGGAAAAGAAGCCCUCUACAAGGAGGAAAACACUCCCUCUACCCCAGACCGGCUGUUCAAGAUCGUGUUUGUGGGAGACUCCGCUGUGGGGAAGACAUCCUUCCUGAGGAGGAUCUGUGAGGCUCGCUUCUCCCCAGGCAUGGCGGCCACUGUGGGCAUCGACUACCGAGUGAAGACGGUCACGGUGGACAACGCGCAGGUGGCUCUACAGCUGUGGGACACUGCUGGGCAGGAGAGGUAUCGCUGUGUCACUCAGCAGUUCUUCAGAAAGGCCGACGGCGUGGUUGUUAUGUAUGACCUCACAGCCAAGCAAUCCUUCCUGUCGAUCCGGCAGUGGCUGAGCAGCGUGGAGGAAGCUGUGGGAGACCGGAUUCCUGUUCUGCUGCUGGGCAAUAAACUUGACAAUGAGAAGGAACGGGAAGUCCCCCGAGGCCUGGGAGAGCAACUUGCCAAGGAUAACAGUUUGAUCUUCUAUGAAUGCAGCGCCUAUUCCGGUCACAACACCAAAGAGUCCCUGCUCCACCUGGCCAGGUUACUCAAGGAGCAAGAGGACACAGUGAGGAAGGACACCAUUCAGGUUGGCCCCCCAGCCAAGAAGAAAUCCUGUUGUGUCUGACAGGAGGCCUCCGCGGCCAUCCCAACCGCGCCCAGUGCCACCUUCAGCUGACAGGAGGCCUUCCGUGGCCAUCCUAACCGCGCCCAGGGUCACCUUCAGCCAGCAAUCCUCCACAGGCCAAGGUCACGUGGCUACCUGAACAGCGCUUGGUCUCCUAUGUAGCAAUACCUGGCAAGGCCCGCCCUGCCUUGUCCUUGUUGGUGACUUGCCUCCCCUAAUGGGAGGAAGCGCCUGCAGCCAAAAGGCUGUUUUUUCUUCUAUCUUAAAGAUCUCUUCUACACCCCAAUACCUACUUCUUCCCCACCCCCAAGGUGCUUUGGUGAAGGACAGGAGCAGAUGGGAUUUUCCAGAAAAGUCACCAUGUGCCUUCGACACCUCCCUUCUCCUCGCUGCAUGCCCUUAGGAGGCGCUGCACUGAGGUUGCCAUGGCAACUGUGCAGGGGCAACGUGAUGUUUCUUGAAGGCCAAAGAGGUGCCAUUUGGGUGAUCCUGAGGUAGACUGCCUUUGCUUUGGCCCCUGUUCUCCAGAAAGCAGAGAGCUGCUGUGGACAUGCACGUCAUGGACCUUGAGACACUCGAGGGUCUGCUCCAGUUCCCGGGGCUCUUUCUCUGCUUCUUCCUGAGUUCCCGGACCACAGGCUUCACAGCCUCUCCCAGCAGCCACUGCACCCUCUGGAUCUGUGCUGUGGUCUCUGCAAUGUGCUUCCUGAAGAGCCUCAACCCUGACCCCAGGGUGAACGGCAGUGACAACUCCACACCUGGAGCCACACAGCAGGCGUAUUCCUAUGCCUUCUUUGACAAAGAAACCAAAAGAGGAAGCCAUCUAUAACCAAAGACGGUGACUGUUCUGGAGGGUCUGAAUAAGAUAUGUGUGGCUGUGUAGAAGGCAUUUCCUCCAAAUACCUCUUUGGGAAAUCACAUUUGGUUAUUGACAAGGUAGAUUGACAGGCAGGUGUGGCAGGGGAUGGGGACCCAACACUAGGUCCAUAAUUAUUGGCUUCAUUUUAUUUCAUUUUCCUUUAUUCUAGGAGGUUGUAUUCUUUUUUAAAAUGUAGCUGUGAUGUUGACAUUUUGCUAGUGCUUAAGAAGUGAGCUGCCUGUAGCUGCUGGCUUCAGCAGAGGGGCCUGACUUCAGGGUCCGUUCCCUGCUGGUGGUCAGUGCUGUCUGGCUGUCUGGCUGUCCUGUUACUGCUCAGCGCUGACUGUCUGGAUGGUAGAAGGUACAUCUUUGCGCUGGAUGGAAGACAGGAUAAAAAGACCACAAAGGUCCCUAUUUACAAGUGAUUGACAUUCCAAGUCAAUAGCUGAAGAGCCAGGCACCAGCUCCAGGAAAGGCUGGAGGCCCAACAAGCGAUACUCACUAAGGGGACAGAAUAUUAGGGGCAACCUCACACAGCCACAUAAACAAAGAGCAACAGUGAGCUAGAGUUCCUAGGCACGUUUUACAGCCUCUUCCCCAGCGCCACUAAGGAACGAGAGCCCCCAUAGUUAUCGGGCACAUGCUUGCUUGCAUUUCUCAGGGUUUUUCCUGAUCUCGCCUGUGCAGGAAGCAGAGAGCUGUGGAGGAUGUUUAGCGAUCCUCUACCUGAGCGUCACACCUGAGUGCCUUGAGGAGGCCAUGAUCUCAGUGGGCCAGCUCCCACUCCACACCCCUGCCCCAUCAGUUAAAGACACGAUGGCUUAUUCGAUGCUGGGGUCGUUCUGCUCGGAUACAUAGGGUGCCUUGUGAUGGCUCUGUGACACAGUCAUUGUCCUUCACGGGCUGGCCUCAGACCUCAGUUUCAGACUGGAGACAACGCCCAAGAAGCCCCGCUCCCUAGCAGAAGUGCGUUGGUGGUAGUUACGCUCCUGGGUUGGAGCCUGCAGAAGGGAUAUGGGAGCCAGUCAGAGGGAGUGCUUACUCUGCGUGUGUGGAGGAUGGGUACAAGGUAGGAUGGCCGUGGGGAGCGUGGCUGGCUCCUUUGCUUCUGACUAGAGACAGAACUGGAAUUCACUAAGUGAAAGGGCUGUACCUGGGAUCCUCUAGGUCCCCAGAUGCCUUAAUGCCCAGCACAAUGUCCCUACUAGAGCUACCAUUCCUGUUUAAAAACAAAGUGCCUUGAAGGAUUUGGAGGUCCUGGAGGAACCCUGGUGCCAAGCCUUUGGACAUGUGGCAAAUUCCGUGAUUAUCCAGAGGUCCAGGAGUGGGUAGAAACAGAGGCAGGAGGCCUAGGUUGCCCUCUCCCUUUUUUAGCCCCACUAUAAAGGAUAGAAGAAUGUGAGCUUCCGUGGGGCUCUGAGAAGUCCCUUGUCCCCAGCUCUCUGCUUCUCCUCCUCCCAUUCUGUUUCAGAUACUGUGUGGUUCUGAGCCACCCUUAGGAGCUGUCACGCUGGCCCAGAGGCUGGCAGAGCAUUCAGAAGAACCUUCUUCUGGUGCCAUCCCAUCUGUACCCCUGUUGACUGACCAGCUUUCCUGCUCAUUCGUCAUAGACCAAAAGUUUCAAUGUCUUCCUCCCAUGGAGCUCAAGUUACAGAGACAAUGGCCAGGAAGGACCCAGCCCUGUCCUCAGUACUUCACCGGUGCUGGUUCCCAGGGCCUGUUUUCAUGGGUAGCACAGAGUCACUGCCCAGCCCACUUUCCAGACCUCUGCCCUGAACGGACACACUUACCAGCCCAACUCAUCUGAACAUCUCACUUUCCCACAUCCUUCUCACGCAUAGCUGACCCAGCUGUUUUCUGUCUGCUGCCACCCACAACCUUAGGCUGCCAAGUCAGGAAAGCCAGCACCAAACUAAUGUCCCAAGGGUUUCGUUCCUGCUUAGGGAUUGAUUCUCGCAGCAUCUUUGGGGUAUUUCAUGUUACCCUGCGAACAUGCGGUUUCUUCCUUCUCCCCCUUUGUACUUUCUGUCCUGUUCUUCACCUAAUUCUGGACUCCCCACCCUCUGUCCUCAGAAGUCCACUCGAUCCAGACCUGUGAACUUUGCCCAACAGCCCUACUCUGUGUCUGCCGUGAACAGUGAUCUGAAAGGUCUUCAUCUAGUUUCAAUUAAGGUGCUAACAAGCGGUGGCCCCAGGGCUGCCACUCUGCUUUUAGGGAGCUCUAAGAAAGGGAGUGUGUCAGGUCAAAGGACGAGUCUCUGGUCGCAACAUUUUAAUCCCUAAGAGUUUACAGGGAUCAAAUAUUUGAGACCAUGCUGCCUUUCCCUCCUCCCCUCUCGGAGGUCUGUUUGCUUCAUGCAUUGUGAGCUCCGCUGCUAGGUUCAAAUAUAUUCAAGCAAUAGCAUCUUGAGUAUAUAGUAGCAUCCUCUGUGUUCACUAACAAACUUUUGUCUUAAAGUCGGGUUGUGGUCCCUCUUUUAUUUUCUGUUUACAUGGUAUAGUUUUUUACCUUCCAACCUGGGUAUCUUUAGAGAGUCUCUUAUAAAUGCAAGAUAGUUGGCUCAUGGUUUUUAAAAAAAGUCCAUUUCCAGUAUCUUUUAAUUGGAAAUUUUAGUUUGUUUUCAUUUAAUCUGAUUAAUAAGAAAGGAUAUGUCUACCACUCUGCCAUUUCCUUUCUAUAUAUAAUAUAUAUUUUAGUCCUUUGUUUUUCCAUCACCACCUUUUUUUCUAUUAAAUAGAUAUUUGCUGGUUCAUUAUUUAAUUAUCUUAUCUGCUUUCUAUUUUUAAACUAUAUCUUCUUGGUACUUACAGUAAAGGUUACAAUGAACAUUUCAAUUUGUAACUAUAUAUUUAGAUGAAUAACAACUUAAUUUUUUUGUUCUUUUUUUUUCCAACUUAAUUUUUUUAAUUUAGGGCUUUACUUUUUAUUUCACCCAACUGCUAACUGACUUAAGAUAGCAACAUAAAUGAACAACAAAAUAUUAAUUGCCUGUUUUUAAUGCUGAAUUAAUUUUGAAUACUAAGUAAAUCCUAAAAUGUGAUUUUUGAAAAAUGUAGCUUUGAGAUGCUACAAGUAUCAGAAAAUUAUGAAUCUCCAUCUUGAGUAUUAGUUAAAUAACAACUUAUUUUUAAUAAGACACAAAAUUCUGAUUCUGUGUCGUUCUAUUCUCCUUUGUGUUGAUAUAUUAUCAAUAAUUAUCUUUAUACCAGUGAGCCAGUCAUGUAGAUUUACAGUUAUUGCUUCAUGCAUUCAUCCUUUAGUUUGUCCUUUAAAAGGAGUUAUGAGUGGUCAAGGUGCAGAGAAUAAAUGUCAACGGAAUGCUCAUCUAUAAAUGGGAUGUUUAUAUCUCAGUAAUCCCAAAACUCAGGGACCAUCACAGAAGAGAGGACGAUAUGACCUCUCUUUGCUUGGGGCGGGCCAGGCCAAAAAGGCAUCGUCUGAGUGUCUGACAGGACCUCUUCACACAUGAACUCAUCGUACCUGUGGUUGCCUGAACAAGAUCAAGCCAGUCAACAUCCCAGCAUCGGGUGGAAGAUGCUCAUGAACCUCUACCCUCAGACAAGGGGCUGCUGAUGGCUUCUGGGGAGGAAUAAUCAGUUUUCUUUAAGGGUGUGGCCCCUGGGGAAUCAACCAUGCUCCAGUGGAUGGCCUAACACUUAGGAAUAUAUGGACAGUACUAUUUAGAUUCAGUGGGUUAUUAAAAACUCACAAAAAGAACGAAAAAUUGGGAGAGAAUAUUGAAAAUGAGGAGUUGGGUUUGGGAGAAAUUGG